Messenger RNA from Bemisia tabaci, 429 nucleotides. Its product is annotated as histone H2B. Lineage: Eukaryota; Metazoa; Arthropoda; Insecta; Hemiptera; Aleyrodidae. Gene Ontology annotation, molecular function: protein heterodimerization activity; DNA binding; structural constituent of chromatin. Gene Ontology annotation, cellular component: nucleosome. The record is from RefSeq and is a predicted model, not a curated record.
GCAGUCAUUCGUUUGCAGAUCGAACAGAGUGACGCAAUGGCACCGAAAGCAAGUGGUAAGGCAGUGAAGAAAGCGGGCAAGGCCCAGAAGAACAUCACCAAGGGUGACAAGAAGAAGAAGCGCAGGAGGAAGGAAUCCUACGCCAUCUACAUCUACAAAGUCUUGAAGCAAGUUCACCCCGACACCGGAGUUUCCUCCAAGGCUAUGUCUAUCAUGAACUCCUUCGUCAACGACAUCUUCGAGCGUAUCGCCGCCGAAGCUAGCCGUCUCUCCCACUACAACAAGAGGUCCACCAUCACCUCCCGGGAGAUCCAGACUGCUGUCAGGCUCCUCCUCCCCGGUGAAUUGGCCAAGCACGCCGUCUCGGAAGGAACCAAGGCUGUCACCAAGUACACCAGCUCGAAGUAGAUUUUCUCUUCAUCCGGCUCC